Molecule: messenger RNA, 4649 nt
Organism: Girardinichthys multiradiatus
Lineage: Eukaryota; Metazoa; Chordata; Actinopteri; Cyprinodontiformes; Goodeidae
Gene: tlcd3bb
Product: TLC domain containing 3Bb
Exons: 7
Coding region: 465-1373 (302 amino acids)
Biological process (GO): ceramide biosynthetic process; lipid homeostasis
Cellular component (GO): endoplasmic reticulum; membrane
Molecular function (GO): sphingosine N-acyltransferase activity
Source: RefSeq, a predicted model, not a curated record
GAGGCUGAGGCAGCAGCAGCAUCUCUGGUGUGAUGUGGCGAGACAGAGAGGGAUGACAUAGCGACAGCAUCCGCUAACCGUACAGCUGCAUCUUCCUCUUUAAGUCGGUUUAACUUGCUUGCGUUAGAUAACGCUGUCUGUCUGAGCCGCCUGAUUCGCUUGUCUGUUUCCAGCGGACAGAGCGAGCUAACCUCACGGAGAUUUUGAGCAAACUUGCUCCUGUUAGCUUGCGUUAGCUCGCCGCCCCGCCGCUACCCUUCAGACAUUCAAGCGGCCACAUAAAACAUGCGGAGCAUCGAGGCCGAGACCCCUGGGAUAUCUUUAAACGCUUCCCGCAGGACACGACCUUCGGCUGGACGCUGACUGGACUCUGCAGAGCCGCUGUAGAGGACAGAGAGCGACAGAUCUCAAGGACCAGAUUGUCUGCUGAACUUUUUGCCUCCUAAGACAGAUCGCCAGCAACCAUGUUGACCAUCUUGGCUGCUGGCUCUGUGUUCUUUCCAGGCCUUUUCCUUCUGUCCAAACAAUGCCUGAAGUCCAUCCCAGCACUGAGAUGGAGUGAAGGAGAUGCGGUCAUCGUAUCAGCCAGGUUGGUAUCAUCAGUUCAGGCAGUCAUGGCUUCUUCAGCUGGCUACAUCAUUGCUUCUUCCUGUCAGGACAUUAUUGAGGACCAACACUGGCUUACAAGCACCUACAUCAUGUUUGCUGUCCCUUACUUCGUCUACGACAUCUACGCCAUGUUCAUGUGCUACUGGUACAAGCUGCGGGUGAAAGGACACGAGGAGGCCUCGGCGGCCCCCCAACACAUGGGCUCUGCAGUGAGGAGCUACUUGCACCGCGAGUUCCUCAUGGUGCUGCACCAUGUUGUCAUGGUCACCGUCUGUUUCCCCGUGUCUGUGUUUUGGCGACAAGGAAAGGGAGACUAUUUCCAGGGCAUAAUGUUCAUGGCUGAGCUCAGCACUCCAUCCGUCUGCUUAGGAAAAAUACUCAUCCAGUACAAACAACAACACACUCUGCUGCACAAAGUGAAUGGGGCUCUUAUGUUGGUCACUUUUUUCAUCUUUCGAGUCCUACUCUUCCCUUACCUCUACUACGUCUAUGGAAGGUAUGCCUCUAUCCCCUUCCACAUGGUUCCCCUGACGGUACCCUGGCACUGUAACGUUGGCGCUGCUCUGCUCAUGGCACCCCAGCUCUACUGGUUCUCCCUCAUCUGCAGGGGCGCCCUGCGAUUAUUCACCGGCACAUCUCGCUCCCAGAGGCCGCGCGCGCCCACAGCCGACGCUAAGGAGCACCCGACGGACGGCAGCGCACUGCCGCAGCCCGCCAACGGCUACAGCACGCGCUCCACAGAGCCUGAGCUGACCACUCACUGAGAGGGGUGACGCCGAGGGGGUUGGGGGCGUGGGGGACGGGAGGGAGGAAAGGCGAAUGUACCAAUGAGUAUGUAAUGGGAAGGAAAGCAAAAAGUAAGACUUAAAACAAGUUGAGAUGAUGACCUCAAAUCACACUGAAGUGUUUAGAGCCAGCAGACAGUUAAACGAAUCUGUGGCUGACCUUCAAUUACUUCAGCCUGGUAGUAUGUAGGAACCAAAUGGAGCUUUAGGGCAUUCAGUAUUUAAGACGUCAUCAGGCACUGUGACGGAUAGGAACCUGCACUGACCCGAGAGGAAUUUGCCUGGAUAUUUAGCAAGCAUAGGUGGCUAUUUCCCUCAUGUAGAUCAAAUACAGUCCUAGCUGCCUCGUGUUACAGGAAGAGAAGGAAAAUAGGAAUGUAUUAUAUUGGAUGUUAGUAUGUUUGCUGUAGAUGAAAGGCCUGAUUCAGUUUAGUAAUGAAGAAGACCUUCCAAAAAAAAAAAAAAAAAGGCAAAAAAAAACUCAGCUAAGCAGUAUUUUGACUUGUUAGUGUUUAUCUGUAUCCUCUAUGUAGUCACUGUCAAUCUAACAAAAUGUAAGCAACCUGCAGACUGACUCAUCUGUAGAAGGGAGAUAGUGUCAUUAUACUGUAUUCUGCUGCCUUACCCCGUCCCCCCACUCUUCUAGUUGGCUUUCAGACGGAAAAAAGUGACAAUUGUACAUAGCAGAUGUAAAAUUAUCUUUUCCAAGUCAGUAUUAUGUGGAGGAGGGAAUGAUUUAAUGUAAUUAAUUAAUUUUCGGCUGGUUAGGGCUGCUGUGGUGGGAAGAAAAUGGAAUGGGAGUUCUGCUCAGAAGAUUAAAACUACUACGUCAAGAAGGUCGUAAUGAACUAGAAAAUACUAACCCCAACUUUACUCAAGUUAAACGAAGAUCCUAAUUCCCUAAAUAAAUUAAAAACAAAUGUUAUCCUUGGAAAUCUGUAAUCAAAUCAGGCGUUUUAAAAAGAAAUCUCACAUUUACAAGCAAAUCUUAGCUAGACAAUGUAUCACUUAAGUAGAAAAUAUUAACCCUAAUCUAUAGAAUUACAAAUUAAUAGACAAGCUUGCUUUAAUUUGUUGCAUUUGUUUCCUGCCCGAAAUCCCAAAAAACAGCCUGUGCUUUAUCCUUAGAAAACUUUAGGAACUCUUAGAUAAAAUCCGUACUUUGGAAUUUUAGUCAGAAAAAAAUUUAUAUAUUUUCUUCUAUGAUUAAAACAUUUUAAAUUAACCCUCAAUUGAUUAAUUUAUAAUAUUAGCCCUGUUUGAAAAGUUUUUGCUUGUUUUUAAAAGAAUUUCCUUUUUCUUGGAAAAUUUAGGGAAUCCUAAGUAAAAAUUAAAUCUUCAAAUUCAAAAUGUUUUAUUUUUUAAACAUUUGAAAAUUAAAACCUAGCUAAUUCUUUAGUUAAGAUUUCCUUAAAAUUGUAACUAAAAAAAUAACCUUAAUCUAUAAGUUUACAUAUAAAAUAAAAAGCUCACUUCUAUUUUUUCAGUAUGCUUUAAAAAAUUAUGGUAAAUUCUGGAUAAAAAUCAGUUGUUGGGAAUUUUACAUAAAUUUAUUGGCAUAGAAAAGGAAAAAGAUGUUCUUUAUUUAUAGCAGCGGUGUCCAUGUUUUAGCUCUCGAUAGCCGGUGCCUUGCAUAUUUUAGAUGUGCCCCUGAUUUAAAUGGUUCUAGUAGCUCCUCAACAUCUCAUUGAGUUCUGCAGAGGUUCUGGCAGUGACCCGUUAAAUCACAUCAGAUGUGUUGAAGCUCAGAAACAUCUAAAACGUGCAUGACAUCAGUCCUCGAGGACCAUUACUGGACACCACUUUGUUAAAGCAACAAUGCAUGCUUGCAUCUCUGCAGCAAUAAGGUUGGGAGCCGUGCUGAAGUUGAAGCCGCAGGGACAGAGCCGGUCUAAGGUAUAAGCAACCUAAGCAGCUGUGUAGGGUGCCUCCAAGCCAGCAGGGAGCCCCCAGAAGAGUGCUUGAUUUCUGCUCUAAAGGUUUCUGAAUGACAGAAUUAAAAUAAUAAAAAUGUGUCACUGCUACUGAUUCAUUAUUUGUUAUAUAAAUAUUGAGAAGUGAUAAAUGUUAAAACCAAAGACAAAACGGUCAAUUUAAUUGUUAAUAUUAAGCCAUGAAACUAGGGACGUUAAAUUAGUGGUGGCUGGUAGGUAAUGAGUGGACACCCAAAUCAAGUUCUGCUUUGGGCCUCAUGCAGCCUUUGUCCGGCUCUGAUCUUUAGCAGCAAUUUAUCACUUUAUUCUCAGAAAAGUUUUUUUUUUUUUUUUUUUUGCUAUCUUAUCCCUAAAUCUGAGUAAUAUUCCUAAUUCCAUGUUUUACUCUAACAGUCCUAAAAUGCUCUCACAUAUUUUUGCACCUGAUUAUUAUCCAGACCAUCAAGCGGUUGGUUUUACACCUUAGUGUUUGCAAGCUGUUGGUUUUAGCCGUGCUUCUUGUUUCCUUGUAGUUUUAACGUCUUUCCAUCCACUGGCAUCACCUCAUCCCAUUGUUGCCUCAAAAAAAACACACUUCCAGCUUCUGUUCUGUUUUUUUUUUUUUUUUUUAUGAGUUUGGUGCUGAUGUUGAUCUUAAAAUAUCCGUUUGCUUGGCAGGAUUAUUUCACAAAGGGAUUUAUGAGAUUUCAGUAUUGUUAAUCUUUGUCAGGAGGCGUUACAGUGUUUACGUUUGAAGGGAAACAAGAGUGGAAAGGUACCUUGCAGGGCAGCAUUCCCUCGUGACGGACCUUGCAGCACAUUUGUACUUAUUUAUUUUUAUUGAUUUAGUUUUUUUGAGUCUUAAAAGUUUUAAGACUUUGUAGAAAGCCCCAAUCAUUGAGCCACUGGUUCCAUGAACCACCUAUGAACAAACUGACUUGUUUUAUCACGUUAUGUUGCUUUAAUGCAGCUACAGUUUCCUGGGAAUUGGUCUAGAAAAUAUUUAAAAAAUAAUAAAAAAGGAAAUUUACAACGCAGCAUAAGGACAGGGUAGCGUGUGCCAAAGCAUUUGGUGACCUGUGGGCAUGUCAAAGACUGAAUAUCCAUUCCCCCGUUCUGUGGAUCCAUAAGGUACUGCUUCUUGACAAUACUGGAAAAUUUCAACUGCUGUACUGUAUAUAACACAAAUGCUUGUUAUUUAUUUGUAAGUAAUUAUUUAUUUAUUUAUUUGGUUUGUGGAUUUGAAUGCAUAUUUAUGCAUACAUAUACUCUAUGCUUCUAAGCCUUAGGUGAAGGCUGUAUUGUUACUCAAACUUAGCAAAAAUAUACUUCUCUGUCCUGA